AUGGACCACAAAUCAUGGCCUUGGAAGAAAACAUCUACAGAGAAAACAAUGAUUCCAGUUGACAGAGUAAACGUAGAGAGUGAAGAUGAGACAAAUUUAACUAAUACAGUGGAACCACAGACAACUUUGAAGCUUCAAGAUGAAAAUCUUUCAGCUGUUAAAGGAUGGGAGAAAGCUGAAUCAGAAGUUUUAGCACUAAAACAAGAACUAGAGAAAGCUACACAACAAAGAGAAGCAUUAAAUGAGUGUAUGCUUCAGCUUCGUUUUGUUCGUGAAGAACAGGAAAAAAAGAUACAUGAUGAUUUAAUGAAAACAUCAAAUGAACAUGAAAAAAAGAUAGCUGAAUUAAAUAAAAAAGUUUCAAAACUUGAAUUGGAAAACAGUCAAUUAAUUUACUCUCUUUCAUCAAAGGAAAAGCUAAUUAACGAACUACACUCUGUUAGAGCUCAAUUAGAUUAUGAUUUAAGUGCUGUUGUUGGUCAACUGGAGUCAACUCAGAGAGAAAAUGCUUCUUUAAGUUAUGAAAUCCGAGUUUUAGAAAAGGAACUUGAGAUCAGAAACGAAGAGAGAGAAUUUAACCGAAGAACAUCUGACGUGGCACAUAAGCAAUACCUAGGAAGCGUCAAAAAGAUCGCGCAGUUGGAAACCGAAGCACAAAGACUCCGCUCACUUCUCCAAAAACGCUUACCUGGCCCUGCUGACGUGGCAAAGAUGAAGAACGAAGUUGACCUUACAAGAAGAAAGUCAAACCCUUUUCCAAUUGCAUCAAAGAUCACCUUCUUGACUGAACAGUUGUGUUCGUUUGAAGAAGAGAACAGACUCCUUAAGGAGUUUCUCAACCAAAAGUCAAAAAGUCAAACGGCCAUACCUGCCACGUCAUCUGACAUGGGUAGCGAUGAAAAAGUCAGCAUGGUUGGAUCGUGGGCCCCAUCUUGUAACACCGUUAAUGCUUCUGAUAUCGGUUUGAUGGAUGAUUUUGUCGAGAUGGAAAAAUUGGCGCUUGAAGAUAUGAAAAAAAAUGAAACCCUAGAAUUUAACAAUUCUGGUGUGAAUAAAUCGAUACAGAGACUUAUUGAGAUUAUUGAAGGUGUUAAAUUGUGUAAAAAAGAUGAUAUUUUAUCAUCAUCAUCAUCUUCAUCAUCAACAUCAUCAACAUCAUACACUGUUCAUAUAUUUCAAUGGAAAUUAUCCGAGAUUCGCGAUGUUUUGGAAGGAUUUUUAAAAAAAUGUAACGAGUUGUUAAAUGGGAAAGUGGGAAUGGAGGAGUUUUGUAAAGAGUUGACUUUCUCCCUUGAGUGGAUAGUCAACCAUUGUUUUUCUCUUCAAGAUGUUUCGAGUAUGAAAGAUGAAAUCAAGAAGCAUUUUGAGAGUGAGGUGGAAGGUGGGCCCACUGGUGGUCAAACGGAUAAGUUUGACUUUCCGAAAGACCAGUUGCCAGGGUGGCCAAUGGCCGCUUCUUGGAAUGUAAUGGUGGGUGGUGUUGAUAAAUUAAAAGAAAGUAAUACAAUCCCAAAUGAAGAAAGGAUAACAGGAAAUGACAUAGAAAAACGUGAUUUGGAAAAGGAAAAGGACGAAAAAGCCCUUCCAAGUGAGAAGGAAAUAAUGGAAGCUUCUGAGAAACUGGCUGAAUGUCAAGAAACGAUACUAAACCUUGGGAAGCAGUUAAAGGCAUUAAGUGGUUCGCCUGUAGAAGAGACGAGUGAAAUUACGGUAUCGCCCUUGCCUUCGCCAAAACGAAACAGUAACCAGCGGAUCUCUCUGCUUGAUAAAAUGAUAACGGAGGAUGCAACGGGAGCUUUGAGGAGUCAAAAGAGCAAAGGGUUGGAUAGUAAUUUGAGUUUGAACAGCAACAUUGGGAAUGUUGGUGUGAUGUCUCCGAGGAUGUUUGUGAGUGUUGAUGGAGUGAAAGAUGAGAAGGAUGAAGAAGCUUUGGUGAACUUUUUGUCGAUUGUGACAAAUAAGAAGAAAAGUGGUGGUGGUGGUGGUGGGAUUUUGAGGAGAUUGUUUGGGAGGAAAAAAAGCUUUAGUAGUAAGUAGUAAGUAGUGGUGAUAAGUAAUAAGUGAUAAGUGAUGGGUUGGGUUGUGAGCUUUUUGGUUGUUUGGUUUUAUUUGGAAAUAAUGGUGUGAGGUUGAGGUUGAGGGAAGGACUUUGUUCUUGUGUUUGUGUAAAUAUGAUUAGAAGAAAUGGAAAUGGGGUUUGCUUUUGAUUUUGUUGUCUUCUAGCCGGGUUUUGGAUUAUAAGAUAUUAAUGCUACUAUUUUAUAUGUUUUUAAUCAUUUAAUGUAUAAUAUAAUAAGUAAG
Molecule: messenger RNA, 2301 nt
Organism: Lactuca saligna
Lineage: Eukaryota; Viridiplantae; Streptophyta; Magnoliopsida; Asterales; Asteraceae
Source: the annotation of a GenBank genome assembly